AUGUCACUCACAGACCACCUCACCAACGACGAACUUGAUCGGGUGAUAUCACAUGUAACUUCUCAACAUGAUCUCGUGCACCUUCUCCAGGUGAAUCGCCAACUCUACUCUCUCGGGGCACCUCACUUGUAUCGCAACCUUAUCAUUUCUGCAACCAGUUCUAGGGCUGAAAUAGUCACCAUACCCGAAAAUACUACGUACAAAAGGCAAAACCAGUUUGUCACCGUCAUAAAAUCCCUAGGCGCCUAUAACGCCUUUACCCAAAGCAUGGUGCGGUCCCUCGUGCCUGGAGCCCCCCAAAAUCUCUUCCACUUGGUGCACACAGUGGUACAAGUUCAGCCAAAGGAGAUUGUCGAGCCUGACCAUGAAUCCAUCCGGGCCCUUCUCACAAGGUUUCUAUACACACAUUUACUCGCACUUCGCGACAGCUUGACAUAUUUACUGUUGAUACCUCUCCCGGAAGACACCCUCGCCAUCUACGAAAUAGGUUCUCAAUGUUAUAAGCUCAGAAAUAUUCUUAGUGGCGAGGCGAUUGAGACCGAGCCCGAGAAGUGGCAUCCGCUCCCUGAUAGUCCUCCUCCACGAUUAGAUAUCAGCAAAGUCCGAAACGUGGAAUAUUUUAAUACCUCGUAUAGAGGUAUUACCGAACUAACCGCUCACACAUUUGACUUCCAAAAGGUCAGACACUUGUCAUUGAUAGUCCCCGAUUACUUCUAUGAUCACCGGCAAGCAACGGCAGUUGCCUUUAAUUUAACAUCCCUCACGCUUGAUAUGACCUUGGCCACGGAACUUUCCUUGAGAUACCUCUUCCGCAACGGGCUUCAGUUUGGCCAAAGGUUGCAGUAUUUAAGAAUAAACUCCAGGGAAACAUUGUCCCAAAAUCAUUUUGAUGAACCACCAGCUGUCACCUAUGGGACAUUGCAGAUGUUGGCAGACAACUGUGACAUGUCGAGACUCAAAGAAAUCUCUGUCAACUUGUCGUAUAAUAAACUGCAGAACUUGGAUGUUUUCCGGUACUUGAUGGGUCCAUUCUUUGGCACCGGCUCAUUCCCUCGGUUACGUAAGUUUGGGUACACGUUUUCUCGAAUCGCCGCAACCCAAGCCUACAUGCUUGCCAACCGAGGAUCUAAUGUCGAUGUGUUUCCGAUUCAUCACGCGGAAAUCCCCGUCUAUCUUCUGAAACAGCUACAAGAGUUGGCAGUGCUGACUCCGUUCACCACCGCCGAGCGGUUCAUGGAGCGUGACUGGUAUUUCCAGCGAUGUCACCUUUCGGACUGUUCCCAUUGCAUGGCUCGCUUGCCUCAAUUCAUCGACUUUUUGAGCCACGUGGAUACGCUGAGUAUCUGCAGGCUUAUCGGAGAGCUUUUGGAUCAGUUGCGCUUGGUUGCCGUUUAUGAUUACCCCUUUGCAAGCCCACCGGACUGGAACAUUCCCGUGUUCAGCUACCGCAAUAUAAAGUACCGCGAGUUUGAAUUGCACGUCGAGUAUCAUAAACUGAGUGUGUGCUCCUGCGUAGGCUCCGAGUCAGAAGCGUUUAUCGGUUGGAUAAAGCACAAAUUGGUAGAAUACGCAAGGAAGGAGUAUUUCAGCAAGUUUCAUGCAUUGCAAGCAUUAAAGAUCGACGGAAUCCUCGUGCAAAAAGCGAGGGACAUGCUUGUGGUGUGA
Babjeviella inositovora NRRL Y-12698 is the source of this 1665-nucleotide messenger RNA. RefSeq lists its product as uncharacterized. The record is from RefSeq and is a predicted model, not a curated record. Lineage: Eukaryota; Fungi; Ascomycota; Pichiomycetes; Serinales. Bases 1 to 1665 code for a protein of 554 amino acids. The transcript has a single exon.